Molecule: messenger RNA, 3038 nt
Organism: Ictalurus punctatus (channel catfish)
Lineage: Eukaryota; Metazoa; Chordata; Actinopteri; Siluriformes; Ictaluridae
Exons: 16
Coding region: 136-2196 (686 amino acids)
Molecular function (GO): guanyl-nucleotide exchange factor activity
Source: RefSeq, a predicted model, not a curated record
GUUUGUUUGUUUGUUUAAUCUGCAUUUAGACUGAAAACCGGAAGAGCAGACUCGAGCCCCGGUGUGGGUGUGGAGCUCUUUGGCGAGUAUCACUUCCUUCACCAGGGGAUUCGCUGGCAGGGCAACCUGCUCCAGAUGAUGAAGUCUCACGAGGGAGAACUAGAGAGGGAGAUCUCAAAGCUGCAGGCGAUGGUGUUGGAGCUCAGGUCCGGUUUCUCUCGCGCUCUGCUGGAGUUAAAUCAGAUUCAACUCGGAGACACGGAGCUUCAGAACCAGCUGGAGGAGACGAGACACGGCUGUAACAAACGCACUCUACACCUGGAAACACUCGUUCUCACACUUAAGGAGGAACUGGAGGAGAUCCGUUGCCAGAUUCAGCAGCUGUGUGAUGAGCAGGUGAAGUCAGAACAGACGAACAGUCACGCAGGAGCUCAGAGUGCCAGUGCUCCAGGCUGUAGCGGCGUAAAGGACGUUAGCAGCAGCACUAAUGGAAUUAAAAAUGUUAAUGAGGUGAUGGUAACCCCGCCCCUUUGUACAGUAGGCGGAGCUCUUCUACUUCACUGCUACCUACAGGGUCUGUGGGCGGGGCAUAACUCAGGUGAAGUUUCCUCUCAGGUGAGUCUCAGAGGUGAAGGAGCGUCAAGCUGCAUGCAAGCAGGCAGGCGUCAGCGUGUCAGUAUCUCACUGUUAAAGUCUGAGUGGGAUUAUUUCUCCAAACUCAACCUGCUUCAGGAGAAAUACAGAACCCCGUCCUCAAGACACACCGAGACACAUAAGGUAUUUAUCAGACAUGUGGAUGAGAUGCUGCAGCGCCACCUGCUGUUCAGAAACAGUCUGCAGGAGAAGCUGAGUGGUGAUGAACAGAACCGUGCGCUGGGAGACGCUUUCCUCAAACUCACCACACAGGACAAUUCAGCAUUCUGUGAUGCGUACCUCGGAUACACGGCUGUGCUGGCAACGAUCCUGACUACAGAGUUCUGCAGGGAUCCAACUGACAAACCACACAACACACAGGAGGAAGGAGAGAAGUUCAGACUCCUCUCACUGCUGCUGGCGCCAGUGACACGGCUACACACCUACCUGAACACUGUACAGGUGCUGCUGAGCUGCUCGAGCAGUGAACACUCAGACUGGCGCUCGCUACACAACAGCAACCAGGUGCUACGCAACCUUUACACACGAUGUCACAUGUCCCUCGAGAGGGCGGGGAGAUGGACUGAUGGGGCAGGGCGACCAAAAGAGGGGGCGGAGUCAGUGAACGGCCUCAGUAGCAGGUGUUGUGCUGAGAGCCCCGAGUGCGCGCGCUCCGCCUUCACCAAAUACCGCGCCAACGAACAUCAAAGAGACCCGCAUCACCUCACAGUGCCACGCCCCCUACUGACCCCUGCUGGAAUACUGCGGAACUCGCGUGAGCGUUUGUGUGAGCCGCCGCCCCCUGCUGGCUGGACGGAGAGCUGCAUGUGGGAUUUCCGUGCUGUGGAGUGCCGCCCGGUUCCUGCACGUCGUCCUCAGAACCUGUUUCUCAACCCUGGCGCUCCAGGAGAACUUCCAGCUUCCAUCCCGACCCUGAAGUCCCCGUCGGGUUUGGCCGAGCGUCUGUGCGGCUCCCCGGGUCCUGAUGGUCGAGUGUGUCGCUCGGACGCUUACGCUCUACCUCAGCGCAUCGACGACGCAGACACGGACGCAGACGUCGGAGACGCUUCGGUGUUCGAUUACUCGUCUGUGACGACGUGCAGCCCGGACGACACGCUGGAACUGCGGGGAAGAGACGAGGACGAGGAGGACGACGAAGAGGAGGACAGUGAGAUUCCCGUCCUGUUAAAGCCGUCGUACACACACGCCGCUGGAGGUUUGCAGAGGGAAGGGAGUGUGUGCUCACGCUGGCAGAUCCCCCGCGCCGCACCCCUGCCUCCUGAAGUGUGUGUAGCGGGAUCGGGGACGGGACGACGCACGACUAAACACCGCCGCAAAAUCCCCACUGGAGCCUUCCGACCGAUUUGGGACGCUCCCUUUAAACAGGGAGAAGGAGCUCCUGCUAAAGAGAACACGGUGUCCUUCAGCUCGACCAAUCAGAUCAUAAAUCCACAGAGACCCUCAGACUCAUCCCGCUCUGUGUACAGGAGUGUGUGUGGUGGUGAAAGGGACGGACUCUGGAACGACAGUGAUGACAGCGAGGGUCCCUGCAGCAACGUCUAACACACACACACACACACACACACACACACACACACACACACACACACAAUCCUCAUGUGUGAACAGACUCUCACCUAAAACUGACCAAUCAGAAUCCAGGAAUAAUGUGCAUCAUCAGGACAUUUAUUGACUCCUCCCCUUGAUUGAAUGACCUCGACUGCCAUCAAGUGGACUUCACUGUUUACCCAGAAUGCACUGCUGCAGUCUCACUCUCCUUUUCAGCAUGGUGGGCCAGCGAGUGAGUGAUGGAGUGAGCCUGUGUCGGCUCAGAGCUGUUCUCUUUAUGUAGUUUGGGACGUAACCCAGACUCUCUCUGUGUGUGUGCGCGUGUGUGUGUGUGCACGGCCUCGUACUAAUACACACCAAUGAUGAGUUAGUGCACUACAGCACGCUGUCCGAUCACGUCACACGGCAUCAGGACGACACAGAUCUGAUCACACAUCUGAUCAAACUUUCUAUCUUUCUUUUCUCUUUCCUCUCUGUGCUCUUCUUCCCUUGAUCUUUUCUCUCCUUUAAUCCUUCAUUCUGUUGUUUUAAGUGCUUCUGUACAUCCCUUCUUUCUGUGCACCCCUCCAUCCUUUACUUCUUUUUCUAUCCCUCCAUCCUUUUGUUUUUCUUUUUGUGCCGUACUUCCUUCUUUCCUCUUCUUUAAUCUGCACACUGCUUCAUUUUUUUAUCCCAUGUUUUACUUUCAUUUUCUGUUUAACCCCACAAUGCUUUCUUUCUGUCUUUUAUUUCUCCUCUGCAUCUUUCACGUGACCCUCUGACCCUGGAGACACCACGUGAGCUGAAACGUGAGAAAAUAAAACACGUGAGGAGAUUCCAUCACAUUCUGUACAAAA